This is a messenger RNA of Glarea lozoyensis ATCC 20868, 1467 nucleotides long. Its product is annotated as het containing protein. Bases 1 to 1467 code for a protein of 488 amino acids. The transcript has a single exon. NCBI's taxonomy places the organism in Eukaryota, Fungi, Ascomycota, Leotiomycetes, Helotiales, Helotiaceae. The record is from RefSeq and is a predicted model, not a curated record.
AUGUCGAUCAAGCUUGGACAUGAACUGCCACUGGACACGGAAUAUCUCACACUCAGUCACCGAUGGGGUGGGGUACCCCCCGUCAGAUUAUUGAAGGAUUUGCUUGUUGAUUUCAUGCAAUCAAUCCCUUUUCACUCACUUCCUCAAACUUUCCGAGAUGCUGUGGACUUAACUCGUGAAUUAGGAUUUCGCUACCUGUGGAUUGAUGCGAUAUGUAUCAUCCAGGAUUGUCAAGAGGAUUGGAGGCUUGAAAGCUCCUUGAUGGGUGAUGUUUACGCUUUUGGACGUAUAAACAUAGCCGCUACGGCGUCUAACGAUGGUCAUGGUGGGCUAUUUUAUCAAGAGACUCGGGUCUCAGAUACUCCUUGUCUCAUUCGCUUGCAAGAGCGAGACGAGAAUCAAAUCUUCAUUCUUGCUGGGAAGCACGAUAACUGGCGGCGCAUGAUUGAAACCCCGGAAGAUGCUCCUCUAGCGAAUCGUGGGUGGGUUCUGCAAGAGCGUGCACUUUCGCCACAAGUUGUGCACUUCGGUCGCGAUCAAGUAUAUUGGGAAUGCGGCACGAAAGCUGACUCUGAAUUCAGUCUCCUGGCCGGAACUAUACCCGGGAUACCAUUGAAAAUGCUGCAAAGUAAUGGGGGACAUUCAGAUUACGAAGAAAGCAAAAACCGCAACUGGAUAUACAAUAACUGGAUAACCACUGUUGAAAAAUACUCAGAGUGUCAGCUCACUGAAAGUGGUGAUAAACUCCCAGCUAUUUCAGGCAUCGCUCAACGAUACCGUGAACUGCUAGGGGAAACGCCAGAAUCUUAUCUUGCUGGGUUAUGGAAAGGUUCCCUACCACUGACGCUUCUUUGGGGCUUGGACAGCCACGAGAAAUUUAGCGCUUGUCACGCCGAACGGGCUCCGUCAUGGUCUUGGGCCUGCCAUGAUGGAUUGAUUAGACCGCUGUGUAUAGUGGAGGAACAAAAGUCUCAAACUCGAGUCCUUGAUUCAGAGACAUUUCACAAUGGCGACCCAUUCGGACAGGUCACCGGAGGGUAUCUCAUAUUACAGGGGCCGUUGUUUCUUCUCAAAAUAUCAGAGACAGAAGUAAGUUCUUCUUUCUCUGACUUUGUACCAGGGCCCAUUAGUGGCACCUCCACACCAUCGACCAUCCGUGACAAAGAUAUAUCGUGGGAUGGAUUGCUUCCUAGAGGGGAGAUAUCAAGAAGCAACUGCUGUUUUCUACUUAUAACGCUAGAAGAUUACUCGGCCACCGGUCAACGAACUAAGAUUUCAGGCCUGGUUCUUUGCGCCACAAAGUUGUCUCGCGGGCAAUAUCAACGUGUUGGUGUGGUACUGAACAAACCAAUGCUAAAGAAGAACAUUAAACACUUGCUGCAACUAGGGAAACGAACGGACAUGUUGGAUCCAGAAAUGUACCUUGAAGCCGACACUAAAUUUGGCUUUAAGAUUGAGAUAGUUUAG